This is a messenger RNA of Sorex fumeus (smoky shrew), 3821 nucleotides long. It is a transcript of the gene GART, whose product is annotated as phosphoribosylglycinamide formyltransferase, phosphoribosylglycinamide synthetase, phosphoribosylaminoimidazole synthetase. Gene Ontology annotation, molecular function: ATP binding; phosphoribosylformylglycinamidine cyclo-ligase activity; phosphoribosylamine-glycine ligase activity. The transcript is spliced from 22 exons. Lineage: Eukaryota; Metazoa; Chordata; Mammalia; Eulipotyphla; Soricidae. Gene Ontology annotation, cellular component: cytosol. The record is from RefSeq and is a predicted model, not a curated record. Gene Ontology annotation, biological process: adenine biosynthetic process; 'de novo' IMP biosynthetic process. Bases 2 to 3133 code for a protein of 1043 amino acids.
AAUGCCUGAUGUUAAUAGGGUCGCCAGGCUUGUCUCGAGACAUGGGGGCGGUAGCUGCUCCGUUUGGAAACACAAAUUUAGCCAAACACAAAUGGCAGCCCGAGUCCUUGUAAUUGGCAAUGGAGGAAGAGAGCAUGCACUGGCUUGGAAACUUGCACAGUCUAACCAUGUCCAGCAAGUGUUGGUUGCCCCAGGAAAUGCAGGCACUGCCUGUGACAUGAAGAUCUCAAACACUGCUGUCUCAGUAAAUGACCACGCUUCCCUGGCUCAGUUCUGCAAAGAUGAGAAGAUUGAUCUGGUGGUGGUUGGACCAGAGGCACCUCUGGCUGCUGGAAUUGUUGGGAAUCUGACCACUGCAGGAGUUCGAUGCUUUGGCCCUACAGCAGAAGCAGCUCAAUUAGAAUCCAGCAAAAAGUUUGCCAAAGAGUUUAUGGACCGACAUGGCAUCCCAACUGCACGGUGGAGAGCCUUCACCAGAGUGGAAGAUGCCUGCAACUUCGUUAUGAGCGCAGACUUCCCUGCUUUGGUUGUGAAGGCCAGUGGUCUUGCAGCUGGGAAAGGGGUGAUCGUUGCAAAGAGCAAAGAGGAGGCCUGCAAGGCAGUGCGGGAAAUUAUGCAGGACAAAGCCUUUGGAGCUGCUGGAGAAACGGUUGUCAUUGAAGAGCUGCUUACAGGAGAAGAGGUGUCUUGUCUGUGCUUCACCGAUGGGAGGACUGUGGCCCCCAUGCCCCCCGCCCAGGAUCAUAAGCGGCUGCUGGAGGGGGACCAGGGCCCCAACACUGGGGGCAUGGGAGCCUACUGCCCAGCUCCUCAGGUUCCUAAGAGUCUGUUACUAAUGAUUGAAAACAACAUCCUGCAGAGGACGGUGGAUGGAAUGCGUGAGGAGGCCAUGCCCUACACGGGUAUUCUCUAUGCUGGCAUAAUGCUGACCAAGGAUGGACCCAAAGUUCUGGAAUUUAAUUGUCGAUUUGGUGAUCCAGAGUGUCAAGUGAUCCUGCCACUUCUGCAGAGUGACCUGUAUGAAGUGAUCCAGUCCACCUUAGAUGGCCGGCUGGCCACAUCUCCACCCAUCUGGCUGGAAAACCGUGCCGCUCUCACUGUUGUCAUGGCAAGCAAAGGUUAUCCUGGAGACUACGCCAAGGGUGUGGAGAUCACAGGCCUCCAGGAAGCGCAUGCCUUGGGGCUGCAGGUGUUCCAGGCGGGCACCGCCCUCCAGGGUGCCAAGGUGGUAACGAACGGGGGGCGAGUCCUCGCUGUGACUUCCAUUCAGAAAGAUCUCAUCUCGGCCCAGCAGGAGGCCAGCAGAGGGUUGGCGACUGUGGCCUUCGAGGGAGCCGUUUACAGGAAGGACAUCGGUUCUCGCGCCAUAGCAUUCCUCCAACAGACCAGGGGCAUGACCUAUAAGGAUUCUGGUGUCGACAUUAUAGCUGGAAAUACGCUAAUCAAGAAAAUUCGUAAUUUUGCAAACAGAACCUCCAGACCAGGCUGUGAUGUGAAUCUCGGAGGCUUUGCCGGCCUCUGCGAUGUGAAAGCAGCUGGUUUCAAGGACCCUCUUCUGGUCAGUGGAACAGACGGUGUUGGAACUAAACUGAAGAUUGCCCAGUUGUGUAAUAAGCACGACACCAUUGGUCAAGAUUUGGUGGCUAUGUGCGUGAACGAUAUCCUGGCCCAAGGAGCAGAACCCCUCUUCUUCCUUGAUUACUUUUCCUGUGGAAAACUUGACCUCGGGACAGCUGAGGUUGUCAUCGCUGGAAUCGCUAAAGCGUGCGAAGAAGCUGGGUGUGCUCUGCUUGGCGGGGAAACAGCAGAAAUGCCUGACAUGUACCUGCCCGGAGAGUAUGACCUCGCGGGCUUUGCCGUGGGCGCCGUGGAGCGGAAUCAGCAGCUCCCGCGCCUGGACAGCAUCGCUGAGGGGGACGUCGUGGUCGGUGUCGCUUCGUCGGGCCUUCACAGCAACGGGUUCAGCCUGGUGAGGAAGAUCGUGGAGAGAUCUGCCCUCCAGUACUCCUCUCCAGCGCCUAGCGGUUGUGGGGCCCAGACCCUAGGGGACUUGCUACUGACGCCCACCAGAAUCUACAGCCGCUCCCUGUUACCUGUCCUAUGCUCCGGACGCGUCAAGGCCUUUGCCCAUAUCACCGGUGGGGGAUUGCUGGAAAACAUCCCCCGCGUCCUCCCUCAGGCACUAGGAGUACAGUUAGAUGCCCGGGCCUGGAAGAUCCCUGCGGUCUUCUCCUGGUUGCAGAGGGAAGGACGUAUCUCUGAAGAGGAGAUGGCCAGGACCUUUAAUUGUGGUAUCGGGGGCGCCCUCGUGGUGUCAGAGGACCAAGCAAAGCAGAUCAUUCAGGAGCUUGAGAAGCAGCAGGAAGAGGCCUGGGUGAUCGGCAAGGUGGUUGCCCGUCCUGAAGGUUCUCCUCCUGUGAUAGUCAAGCACCUGAUUGAAACCAUGAACAUGAACAGCACCGUAUCGGGAAACGGGGCCCCAGUGGCUAAUGGCAUCCUGAGACCUGACAAGGCCAGAGUGGCUGUCCUGAUCUCGGGGACAGGGUCAAACCUCCAAGCUCUCAUAGAGAGUACCCAGGAGCCAAGGAGCUCUGCAGAAAUCGUCGUGGUGAUCUCCAACAAAGCUGCCGUGGCCGGGCUAGAGAAAGCAGAAAGAGCCGGGAUUCCCACCCGAGUCGUUAGUCAUAAAUCCUAUAAAACCCGGGAAUUGUUUGACAGUGCGGUCGACCAGAUCCUUCAAGAAUUCUCUAUAGAUAUAGUCUGUCUUGCUGGAUUCAUGAGAAUUUUAUCCGGCCAAUUUGUCCAGAAAUGGAACGGAAAGUUGCUCAACAUCCACCCGUCCCUGCUCCCAUCUUUCAAGGGCUCAAAUGCCCAUGAGCAAGCGCUGGCAGCCGGAGUCACAGUCACCGGCUGUACGGUGCACUUUGUCGCGGAAGACGUUGAUGCCGGACAAAUCAUCUUACAAGAAGCUGUGCCCGUGGAGAGAGCGGACACAGUUGCGACACUGUCAGAAAGAGUGAAGCUAGCAGAGCAUAAAGUGUUCCCCGCAGCCCUGCAGCUGGUAGCCAGCGGGACGGUGCGGCUUGGGGACAACGGCAAAAUCUGCUGGAUGAAAGAGAAGCAAGCCGCCUAAUUCGGAGAAGGGGCUGGGAGGAAUCUUGCCUGUCGGCCUCAAGAACCUGGCCCCAGAGAGAAAGAGGCCAAAACAGAACGAAAGGCGCCAGAGAGAUAAGGCACCUGCAGGGCCUCCCACCAGCCCUGAUUCAAAUCCCCAACAUGUAGGUUCCCCCAAACACCACCAGGGCUCACUCCUGAGCACUGCCUGUUAUAUACACACACAAAGGGGCGGGGGGAUACAUAUUUGAACUCUAUAAAAUGACCUCCCCAGAAGAAAGGGUAGUUUAGGACUUAGGUUUGGUUUGAAUGUUUCAUCUUGGGGCCACACCCAGCAAUACCUGGCACUGUAUUCGCCCCUGACAAGGCUCAAGGGACUGUAUAUGGUGCUGGGAACCUGGGUCCGCCACAUUCAUGGCAAGCGCCCGCCCACUAUACCAUCUCUUCGGCCCAGGACUUGGUUUUAUGAAUUGUUGAGUUUCAGCUUUUCUAUGUCUAACUCCCUAGACAAGCAGUAGGGAAACUGGGAGCCAUCUGGUGUCUCCAUUACACUCUAAUCCUCAUAAAAGGUCACAUUUUGUAGCUUUCUACAAUUUUUUGUUUUUCCUGGCUUGGGGGCCACACCCCACAAUGCUCAGGGUUUACUCCUGGCAAUGCUCAUGGGACGAUAUGGGGUACCCGAGAUCAAAUCCUCAUAAAAGGUCACA